AUGGAGGGCUACCCAAAGCCGCGCCACAAUUACGUCUACACACCUCGAUACGGUCAGCGCGGCGUCCUCACCUACGCAGGCCAGCAGGCAAACGGCGCAUACCCCUCCGGCGUCGCUGGCGGCAUCAUGACCGGCUACGGCUACGGCUACGGCGUUGGAGGUGUAGGUUACGCUAGCCCUGCAUACCCGGUAUACAACACUUCAACUUACUCCUACCCAUACUCCGGCGCCAGCUACUACGGCUCGAGCUACUACCCAAGCUACUCCACCUAUGGUGGGCUUGGAAGCUACUACAACUACGGACUCUAUGGCUCGAUGUACCCACUUGCUAACUUCUAUUCUCCAUAUCAGAGGUCUUACUACAACACGGUGCCGACUUACGGACAUACGGCAUACGUCUAUCCGCCUGGCCCAACUACGACGACGACCACCUACCGCGUCACCAACAACCAUGUCCCAGUCACCACUGCGCCGCAAGCCCCAGUGAGAGAGACAAGGACUGCAUGUGCACACACUAUGACACGCGAGGACAUCCAGAUGGAAAACCGAAGGAUUGCGACGGAGCGCGGUGCAUACAGCGCCAGGAAGAUCAAGCCCGCCGAUGCUCGCGACGACGACCCUUUCUGGUGCCGGGAGCGCAACGGCGAGUGGCACCUAAGGACCUUCUACCAGAUCGAGAACGAGUGCUACCCGGGUCAAUGGCUCAUGGACGCCGAGCUGGGUUUCCUCGUCUUUCACCGCGGCUGA
This is a messenger RNA of Macroventuria anomochaeta, 747 nucleotides long. RefSeq lists its product as uncharacterized. The record is from RefSeq and is a predicted model, not a curated record. Bases 1 to 747 code for a protein of 248 amino acids. Gene Ontology annotation, cellular component: mitochondrion. The transcript has a single exon. Lineage: Eukaryota; Fungi; Ascomycota; Dothideomycetes; Pleosporales; Didymellaceae.